This is a messenger RNA of Cydia pomonella (codling moth), 1410 nucleotides long. RefSeq lists its product as uncharacterized. The transcript is spliced from 3 exons. Lineage: Eukaryota; Metazoa; Arthropoda; Insecta; Lepidoptera; Tortricidae. The coding region runs from base 1 to 1410 and encodes 469 amino acids. The record is from RefSeq and is a predicted model, not a curated record.
AUGCCUAGUGUACUACUAGCACCUCUCGCUGAAUGGCCUCAUUUGCAGGGACUCGCUCUGGCCGACCCUGAAUUUCAUAAACCUCAGCCAGUGGAUAUGAUACUCGGCGAGGAUAUCCUUAUGGAUAUUAUUCGCGAUGGUAUUGUCAGGGGCAAACCUGGCACGCCCACCGCAAUUAAUAGUGUAUUUGGUUAUUUGCUAGGAGGUAAAGUAAAUUUUACUCCUAAUGUUUCGACUCCACGCCAUGCUUGUUUUACGUCGUUCGACAACGACAAUCUGCAGAAGUUUUGGGAGCUGGAGUCAGUACCAGAGAUGCGGAGUUACACUCCCGAAGAAAAGCUAUGCGAAUCCUUUUUUCAAAAGACGCAUACGCGCGAUGAAACAGGGCGAUACGUGGUCGCUCUGCCAUUCAAGCCCGAUGCACCGCCGCUCGGUGAGUCUCGGCAAAUUGCCCUAGCACGAUUUCAUAAAUUAGAAUAUCGUCUAGAACGUAACCCCCAGUUGAAGGCGGAUUAUCAUGCUUGCCUCCAGGAGUACGUGGAUCUCAACCACAUGGAGCUCGCGGACGAUGAACCCCCUGCUAGUGCGAGUUACUACCUACCCCACCAUUGUGUGUCAAAAAUUUCCGAAACCACACGCACACGCGUAGUGUACGACGCUGGUUGUCGCACAACGAGUGGUCACUCGUUGAAUGACGCCUUGUUAACGGGUCCUAAGUUACAUUUAGACAUUGUUGACGUUCUUCUAAAAUUCCGAGUGCAUAACAUUGCAUUUUGUUCCGACAUCAAACAGAUGUAUCGCAAUAUUCUGGUGCGUGAAAUUGAUAGGGACUUUCAGCGCAUCCUUUGGCGCCAAUCGCCCGAGGAGCCUUUACGCGAUUAUAGACUUCGUACCGUUACAUUCGGUGUAAGCAGUUCCCCUUAUCUCGCCUUACGUACGAUCAAACAGUUGGCGUACGACGAGGCUAAGCAUUUCCCGCUCGCCUCACCAGUCCUACUAAAUGACGUUUUCGUCGACGACGUGGUAACCGGUGCUGAUACCACAGCUGAGGCCCUCGCUCUGCAGCAGGAGCUGAUAGGGCUCGGCCGAGUCACGGCCAACCUCGCAUGGGUAUGCUUCCCGCGGUUCGCUUACGCCCCGCGCGCGUAUUUAGUAAAACUGCAUGCGAUUUUUGCGGACCAUUCUACGUUCGCGCUAAUAAACAGGCUAUACAGCAUUUCUGGCGUCGAUGGAGUCGUGAGUAUCUCCAUCAACUGCAACAGAGUACAAAGUGGCUUCAAGAUCGCGGUCCCGCCAUCCGUGAAGGCACUGUUGUUGUGGUAUGCGAAGACCACUUGCCACCGUUACAGUGGAGGCUCGCGCGCGUUCAUGCUGUCCAUCCGGGCACUGAUCAAGUUAUUCGUGUCGUAA